Messenger RNA from Corvus hawaiiensis (hawaiian crow), 4548 nucleotides. RefSeq names its product WD repeat domain 41 (gene WDR41). Gene Ontology annotation, molecular function: protein binding. The record is from RefSeq and is a predicted model, not a curated record. Bases 91 to 1470 code for a protein of 459 amino acids. Gene Ontology annotation, biological process: regulation of autophagy. The transcript is spliced from 13 exons. Gene Ontology annotation, cellular component: lysosomal membrane. Lineage: Eukaryota; Metazoa; Chordata; Aves; Passeriformes; Corvidae.
GCGGGCGGGUCUCCCGCGAAGCUCGAUUGAGCAGCCUGUCCCUCAGCGCUGCCGCUGCGGGGCCCGGAAGCGGUCUCGGGCUCGCUCCCGAUGCUGCGGUGGCUGAUCGGCGGCGGCCGGGAGCCGCAGGGCUUGGCGGAGAAAUCCUCUGUACAGACAAUUGGUGAAGAACAAAUACAGAAUCCUUACACAGAGCUCCUUGUGUUGAAAGGCCAUCAAGAUAUAGUACGAUUUCUAGUGCAAAUAGAUGAUUGCAGGUUUGCAUCUGCAGGAGAUGACGGGAUCGUAUUUCUUUGGAAUGCUCAGACUGGAGAAAAACUUUAUGAACUUCAUGGGCACACGCACAAAAUUACAGCUAUAGCACCAUUUUCCUCAUCAGAUGGUACUGAAGAAAAAACUGAUAUGAUUAUAACAGCAUCAGCUGAUAGAACAGUUAUUAUUUGGGACUGCACUAGUGGCAGACAGGUUCAGAAAGUGUCAUGUUUCCAUUCUACCGUAAAGUGUUUGACAGUUCUUCAAAGACUGAAUGUAUGGUUGUCUGGAGGGAGUGAUCUAUGUGUUUGGAACCGAAAAUUAGAUCUCUUGUGUAAGACCAGUCAUCUUACUGAUGCAGGCAUCAGUGCUUUGGUUGAAUUGCCCAAAAAUUGUGUUGCAGCAGCAGUUGGCAAGGAGCUAAUAAUUUUUAGGUUGAGUGCUUCUAAGAAUGGGUCUGAAGGUUGGAAUGUCCUUGAAGUAAAGCGCCUUGUUGACCAUCAGGAUAACAUUUCAUCAUUAGUCAGUGUCAAUGAUCUGACUUUUGUGACGGGUUCUCACAUAGGUGAGUUAAUAGUUUGGGAUGCACUUGACUGGACAAAGCAGGCAGCUGAGUGCAGCUUCUGGGACUCCUCUGUCCAUCCAGAUGUACAGCCAGAAAUAAAGUUAUCCCAAAGCCCUAAUGAAACUUCAGUUCAACACUUAACAUCUGAUGAGGAGUGUGUGUUUGCUGCUGUUGGGAAAGGCAUAUACGUAUAUAAUCUUCAAAUGAAGCGUGUGAUUGCCUGCCAGAGAACUGCUCACGACUCCUCUGUGCUGCACAUUGAGAAGCUUCCAAACAGGCAGCUGAUCUCCUGUUCAGAAGAUGGCAGUGUACGCAUUUGGGAACUCAGAGAAAAGCAGCAGCUGCCAGCUGAACCAGUUCCGACAGGGUUUUUCAACAUGUGGGGAUUUGGAAGGUCAAACAAGCAGGCAAACCAAGCUGCUAAGAAGAUGCAGGAGAAUACACCUAUGUAUUUCUUGGAGCUGGUUGGUGAUUUGAUUGGUCAUUCAUCAGCUGUGCAGAUGUUCCUGUACUUUGGUGAACUGGGAUUGGCUACAUGCUCUGCUGACCACCUCAUUAUUUUGUGGAAGGAUGGUGAACGAGAAUCUAGCCUCCGCAGUUUAGCACUAUUUAAAAAAUUGGCACAAAAUGGUGAUUUGCAGCUCAAACUUUAAAUUAUUUUAAUAUAGGCUGCAUAUAUAUGAACUGGAUAUGUGUUAAACCUGAGUGUAAAGGUACGUCUGAGCUACUGGGAAUUUGACUACCAGUAAGGCUUACACUUAAUGUCAUGUGUUGUGUUCGAACUUAUACUAGUUGCUACUCUUCUCAAAGGAGAACUUUGCGUGUUGGUAUACUCUGUAAGCAGAAGUGGUGUUCUCUUGAAAGACCAAAGGUAAUGAUGACUCAUUAAAUAGUUUCUAGUAUUAUUCCUAACGUUUAAAAUUAUCGUGGGUGAAUGUCAAAAUUAAGAACUGUGAAAUACCUUAAAUGGAUCAUAAUUAAAGCAGUUGAGAGCAUCCACAGUGCUAUGUGCAGGAAGAAGGCAUGGGAAAAAAUCUGUAGCUUUCUGCUUUAUCUAAUUUAUUUCUAGAAGCUAAACUUUCCUCAGUGGUGGCUCAGAUUUGUGUGUAUACAGUAACCCCAAAAGAAAGUGUUCUCAAACAGAAUUUUUGCAUUUGAAGUUACUAUCCUGCACCAGUGGCAAGAAAAAGAAAAAGUGGUAGGCAAUGCCAGUUUGUCUGGUUUUAAUUUUUGGCAAACUGAGGUACAUAGAUACUUCUUGCUAGUAGUAGCUGCAGUUUUACUUGGAUUAGCCUACAUUACUGGAGUUUAUACAGCACCAUUACCAAAUCUAGCAUGCAGUGUGAUUAGUUUAGCUUGGUCUUUCCAUAGUGCAUUCAUUAAAUUAAUUUGUCUUUAAUAAAAAGCAUUUGCAUUACCAUGAAUUUUCAGAAUGUAGAACGCUUUCAUAAGCGGUAGUACUUGAUAUGUUCAAUAGUAGUGAAACUGUGUUUUGCCAUACAAAUACUAAAUUCUCAGCUGAAGUCUGACUUCAGAGAAAUGUGCACCAAGUUUGUAAGGGUAAAUAGUAUUUCAAAGUUAAAAAAUAAGCACCUAACUACACAUGUACUAACAGUCUGAGAUAGCAGCAGCUAAACAGGAGAAGGGAAAGAAAUGCAAACUAAAACAUAAAGCUCAAACAAAAACACAACAGCAAAAACCUAAUCUACAAACAAACAAGGAAGCAACCCCGCACAACACAACAAACCAAAAAAUGAAGCCAAGUUAAACCCAGAACUGAUACAAAGAAAGUGUGAGGGAGGACAAGAUGAUGAGUGGUACAUUACCAUUUGAACAGGGAAGAGCUAGGGAAAAGGGAAAGUUUGGAAACUUAGUGGUCAUAAAACUAUGUAGAAGAGGAUGCUACUGUCCUCAGGUCUGUUCAGAAGAUACAGCACUUAAAUGGUGUAGGAACAAGUCUUGUGCAACUUUUUAGUGCCAUCUCUUCCCUUUGAAUCAGUGAGAAUUGUUUUCAGUACAGGAAAUACAUGGCUGUAAUUCCAGACUUCAGAUACAGUGGUUGCAGUAAGUGCAAUUAAAAGAAAGGGCUAAGCAGAUUAUCGCAAGAGCAGAAGCAAAAGGAGAAAGCUCCUAGCUUCCUAGAAGAAACCAAAGAACCUUUUAGACUUGCUUCCCCCAGCAGCAGUGGGCACUUGCCUUUCUCCAACCAUCCAGAAACCAACCUUUGCCUCUUGGAUCUUAUUAUGAGACUGUAAUCUUCUCUGGAAAGCAGAGCAGAGGGACAGUAAGAUUUUGAAUUGUAUUUUUUCCCUACCUUAGCCGAGUUGUACAGCUAAUCUUACUUGAGUAUAGAGCUCAAAAUAACAUAUUUCAAAACCACAAAACAGAUGGAGGAAUUGUUAAAUUACCCUCUCCUUUCAAUUCAGGAAGGUUAAAUCAGUGUUAAAGCUUGAGCUGCAUUUUCUUUGCCAAGGCUGGCUAUUCUGUUGACCAGUGUAGGAAAGGCAUUUGGAUUACAGCUGAGGAUAACAUGCCUUUGGGUAUAUGGUAUUAAACUUGAGAGAGGAAAGCAUGUUAAGUCUAUGUUGCUUCAGCUUGCCUUCAUCAGCAGAUGUUGCAUUUUUGGCUUACCCAGGAGGAGCUGGGGAGAUAAAACCUCUCUUUGGAUCUUUUUUUCUUGGUUGUAUAUAAUGCUUGUGUUUACACAUUGUUAUGAAACCUUUACAGUGAAAGCUUAUAAAACUUAGGUUUUUUGGAGAGCCUACUGCUAUAAUCAGUCAUAACUAGAGAGAAGGAAGAUCAUAUUUUUAUUAUCUCUUCUCUUAUAGUGUGAGAACAACUAUUUCCUUUUUAUGUGACUGCUUUUAAGUGAAUACCUGGUAGAGAAACAGACCUAUUUAACUGAACAGUUCUAGUCACAAAACUCGCUGUGCAUUUUACAGGGAUGUAAUUCAGCUUUAAAUAGUCCUACAUGCAUGUAUAAAUAUUUCUACUUAACAGAAGUACCACUGUUCUCAGAUACACUCCAAUCUCCCAAGGGUCUCAUCUUUAAAGAUGGUUGACUUGAAAAUACUGAGUUCUUUGUUUUACAAAUGAACUUUGAGUGUAACACAGAACAUAGGUAUAUAUCCCACUCCUUUGUUAAAUAAGAGUUUGUUACUUGCUGUUGGGAGAUGCAGAGAGCAGAAUUAUGGUAACCAGAUGAGACUUUUUACAUCUAACUGGUGUCCUUCUAAAUUUUUUUCCACCUUACCGCAACACUGAAUUUCGUAUGUUCACACCGUGGAAGUAAAUAUCUUUAUCAGACCUACUCUUAAUACUUUUACAACUCUGAGGUGGCUGUUUUACAUCUGCGCACUGACAACAGCAUGAAACAAGCAGCUCUUAGUAAACUGGACUGGUCUAGGAGAUCUGACACAAGUGGCAGAUGAUAAUUAAUCUGUGCUGAUUUAUUUUGCUGUUAAAGAGGACCUAUUCCACACUACUUUUUUUUUUUUUUUCUUUGUCUGACUCUAGGAGGAAUCACAAGAUCUUGCAACAAAUAUGUUGAUUCUGUAUUAAUGCCUUGGCCUCAGUUCUGGUUCACAAGUUGAACUUUAUUUUUUUGAUGCCUUCCACUGUUGACAUUUUGUUCUGUGUGACAGAAGUGUGACAGAAAUUAUGAAUUGUUUUACAUGGAUGUGGUCUUACAAUGUUGCUGUAUCUAACAAAUUAAAUUAACAAAGCUUAAA